AUGUACAGCGCUGCAGGGCCUCAGGACUUCAUGUGGCAACAACAAUGCUGCACUCCCAGUCACCCAACUUAUCGGUUCCAUGUGGCAGUAGCUCUGCCCUACUCACCUAGCAACCCUCUUUGGUGUAGCCGAGGGGAAAACUGGUGGAGCCAGCGCUUCAUCAACUCCCUCACCAUCCCCACAUACUUCAACAACUCUCAGAGACAAGCUGCCAAGGAUGCAGCUACCAUCACAUAUGGUCUUAACACAAAAGCCAUUGAAUGGGAAUCCCAGGGCUAUGGGAGAACACUGAAACAACUUGCAGUGUCUGAGUUGAAGACUGAAGAGAUUGACGGUGAACGGAAGGUCAAAUUGUUCAAGAUUGGAAUCGAUGCUAGCGCUUGGAUGCACAGCGUGUGUGCUGUCUUUCAGUUCAACCACGCAGGAGCUGGAAAGUCGCCAGAGCUGCGAACACUGUUCUUUCGGCUGGGCACACUGCUCAAGCUACCCCUGCACGUGGUCUUUGUGUUUGAUGGCUUGAAACACCUCCCAGAAAAGGGCCGCAUGGUCCGAAACAGCCCCCACUGGCUCACUUGCGACUUCCAGCGCAUGCUGGAGCUGUUCGGCUUUCAGUGGACUGAGGCCCCUGGUGAAGCCGAAGCCGAGCUGGCCGCAAUGAAUGCCCAUGGUGUCAUUGAUGCUGCGAUGACCGAAGAUAGCGACAUAUUGAUCUUUGGAGCUCCAUGCAUCAUCAGGAGCGCAAAAAAGGACAAAGACUACCUUAAUGUCGAGGUGUAUACAGAAGACGGUCUUGAGCAUGGUGCCUCUUUGGCCCGAGGAGAUAGGUUACUAAUCGCCCUGCUAGCAGGUGGAGAUUAUGAUGAAGGAGUGUCUGAUUGCGGCAUCAAGAUCGCACACAAGGUCGCGCAGCACAGCAAAAUUGGACAGGAGAUGCUGCAUGCGUUCCUCUCACUGGCACCAGAGCUGUUCUCUGAGCGGGCCAAGGAACUUGUCAUGGAUUUACGCUCUAUGCUUGCAACUGACCCUUACCAUUUCCUUGGAUGCUGGUACAAGGCUGUUGCAGAUUCUAUCCCACUCGAGUUUCCCCGAUGUGAGGUGAUCAGCAAGUCCGUCGACCCCAUCACAUCUUUUUCAGCCACCACAAGCGGCGCGCUUGCAGCACAGGAUGUGUUGUCCUGCCAGCCACACCUCGCAGAUAUUGCAGACUUCUGCAGGGUGCAAUUUGGAUGGGAUGAUGACGCCAUCGUUGAGAGGAUGUAUGGGGGCAUAUGGGAGGGCGCCUACCUCCGCACCUUAUGCAAGUUGCCACAACACUCGGACCAAGCACAUGCUCGACCAACAUUCAAAGUCAUUUCUCAGUCCACUAUUAUGGCAUUGCGGUGCGACAUCGAAGUCUAUAACGUUAAAGUCAAUUGUCAGCGCUUGGCAUGUAGCACUCUGGGAAACGCCGCUCCCAGCCAAUUAUCUGCAAUGUUUGUACACAUUCCGACGCUCCCACAACCACUCGCUCGUUCAUUUUCGAAAAUCAUGGUGCGACUGAGCAAGAGUUCAGCGAAAGCCCCCCAGUCACCGAAUUGUACUCAAAAGAAGGCGGCACGGAAGAAAGGAUCGGCUACCCCAAAAGCGGCCUUAGCAGACGUCCAGAAGUGUAAGGACCUUGGGAUAGAAACUCACCUACAGGCAAACAACACCAGGGCCAACUAUGCUGGUCACGUUCGGCGAGGACGACAGUGGCUGGCAAGUUACUUCAAAACACCAGCCGUUAGCGAAUCGGAGAGACGUGACAUUGCAUCAGACGACUUACUCAUUCCAAUGCCAUCAUCACCUGCGAGUUUUGACAUGCACAGCGACAAUGAUGUGCAUGAUGACCCUGCCUUCAAAGAUGCGUUUGACCGGAUACCAAACAGAUGCUCACACAAAGCACUUGCACUUUUCAUGUCCCUGAAAGGGUUCCAUGAGAAUCUAAGUAAAACUACCGUUGAGAGCAUCCGUUCAGCAUUUAAGAAGAUGUGGGACCUGUCGGAUGGUGACACCUAUCGCGGCAAAUGGCACUUUGAUGAGGCAAGACGGCAUUGGGAAGGAAACCCUGCUGAUUCUGCAGAUGUUUACGACGUGCUGUCGUCCAUCAAGCAUAAGGCUAGUGCGGAGGGCAGAGAUCGCACUCACUCGAUGGCAAUGACGAAGGAUUACAUGGAUCGAGUGCUCCGAUGGCAUCAGGCUGCGCGUCCGCUGGAGAUUGCCCUAUGCAUGAUUGAGAAAACGAUGAGCGGUGCUCAGCCUUCAGAUCUGCAUCUGGACUUUGAAACAAGGAAACAACUCACCCAACAUCUUGAACAGAUCGCACUUGCGGCCAGUGGAUGGACACUAUGGACAAGGUGUUUCGAGCUCAUUAAGUUGCAGCGAAAGGACAUCACGCUUGAUGUGACGAUGUUGGACGGUGUGCUGAAAUUAUACCUCGCAAAUGAGACGCUGACUAUGAGUGACCGUGCAUCUUACUUUGAGAUCUUCCUCUCAAACCAGAAGGGAUGGCAAAAGAAAGUCAACAAGGGCCAGUGGGAAAUAUAUCCACGUCCUGAGAUGCUGGCCUGCGACAAUUUCUUCUGGAUGUUAGUGUGGAUCAAGUGGCUUGAAUUCUUUCACUAUGGACGGACCCUUCACCCAAACGACUUCCUAUUCCCUGUGAUGGGUGCAAACAGCGUUGUCCACCCCGGACAGCCAAUCUCUCACGAUACUGUACAAAAAUGGAUCAAUGAGUCAACUGCCGGUGCUGGCAUCCUUGGUAACUUCUCAACUCACUGCUUUCGUCAUGGAGGCGCACAGUACUGGUUUAUGUUCGCUCCUGUAGGCCAACGAUGGACACUUGCUAAAGUCCGCUGGUGGGGUAGAUGGGCUGAAGGGGAGCAUCGUGAUACACUUGUUCGCUACCUCCUCGAUGAACUACAUGCAUAUGAAACUGACUACAGUGAUGCUCUUGCCCCCAUCUCCCGUGGUGCCGAUGUCUCCCUCGCCGGUGAACACGCUCUUGCAAGGCCGGCAUCCACUGAAGAACUUCGCAUGGUCCAUGCAUCCGUCGCAGCAGAUGUCAAUGGCCUGCGCAAUGACAUCAGUUCGGUCAAUAACUCAUUGCGCUCGCUAACAAACGUAGUUGUGCAGGCUGCCUGCACCACAGCAACCGCUCUACAGCAUCCUGAUUCCUCACGAUUCUCUGUUGUAUCUGACUCGUCCUGCACAGAAACUCUGAGUCCAUCUUAUGCUCCACCUGUUGGAGGAGUGAGUAUCACAGCUGUCAGUGCGCAGCCGCUCAUACUAUCUCGGCCUGUUGCCAGCAAAAUCGCUACCUCACAUUCCACCCAUGUCAAGGCGUCAUCACCAUCAGCCCGCAUCACUUCACGGCAACUUCCUACACCUGGCCUUGUGAUUCCACGAGUGCCAGUCUUGCGUCCAAACAGCACUACCAACCCAAAGACCAAGUCCUGGAAGGACAUUGUCACACAUUGGCUUGUUAGCGAUCCUGACCAAGGACUGACGACACCGCUCAAGGAUUGGCCAAGGGAGUGGUACCAAGGUGCCAAUCGACAGUUUGCAUCAAAGUAUCACCAGAGGGCAACCAUCGCAUUGGAAUUCAUCAAUCAGUAUGACUCAAACGAGGCACGCUUCCUCGCAGCUUAUCCGGAGGCUGAACUGGGGCACACACAAUUGUUAAAGGCCAUGAACAAAGCGCGCACUGCAUGA
This is a messenger RNA of Suillus subalutaceus, 3732 nucleotides long. RefSeq lists its product as uncharacterized. The record is from RefSeq and is a predicted model, not a curated record. The transcript has 14 exons. Gene Ontology annotation, biological process: DNA integration; DNA recombination. Gene Ontology annotation, molecular function: DNA binding; 5'-flap endonuclease activity. The coding region runs from base 1 to 3732 and encodes 1243 amino acids. NCBI's taxonomy places the organism in Eukaryota, Fungi, Basidiomycota, Agaricomycetes, Boletales, Suillaceae.